Molecule: messenger RNA, 3107 nt
Organism: Gasterosteus aculeatus aculeatus (three-spined stickleback)
Lineage: Eukaryota; Metazoa; Chordata; Actinopteri; Perciformes; Gasterosteidae
Gene: hectd3
Product: HECT domain containing 3
Biological process (GO): proteasome-mediated ubiquitin-dependent protein catabolic process
Molecular function (GO): ubiquitin-protein transferase activity
Source: RefSeq, a predicted model, not a curated record
GACUUUUAUUUUGAAAUAUCAACGACGGAACUCGCAAAGGUUCAAAGGUCUCUUAUCCGCUUCCGCGUUGUCCGAAUUGGAACGAAGUCGGAUAGAAGAGUUUUAAAAAUACUUCUCGCAGAGCACCUACGCUCAACCAGGCAGGGGAAAACAAAAAAAAGGCAGUGUUGUAAUGUCAGCUGACGGCCUCCUGCUGCUGAGCUACUGACCCACCAACACCACCAUCAUGUCUCUGGGGGACAACCCUCACCUGCUGCUCGGCAGGGUCCGCUUUCUCAACCGCUGCAUCGAGUGUUUCAAGAGGGGCGAGGCGUUGCCGGAGUGUCUCUGUUACGUCCCCAAGGAGGUGUGCUACAAGAUCUGCAAGGAUUCGUCGUCCGCCUCCUCGGCCUCCACCGGAGCGUCCGCGGGAGGCUCCACCGCGGGGAAGACGCUCGUCGCCGUCUUCGAGAGUCCGCACCAGGCUCCGCAGGUCAAGAGAUGCGCCAAGUACAACAUAGAACCGAGGAAAGGGACCUGCGUGCGGACAACGGGGGAGGAAUAUUGCAACAGCCAGGGCCUGUGGGUCAAAAUCAAUAAGGAGCAACUGGAGGAGCACCGCCCGGCCCAGGAGCUGGAGGAAGGCUGGAUCCUGGUGUGUAAACACAAAGAGGGAGGCGACAGGCUGGUGCCGGUGGAGUCGCCGGAAACCACCAGUAGACAACAGCAGCUCUUCGGCUAUGACCACAAGCCCUGCAACAGGUGGGAGCAGGUGGUAAGCGUGGAGAACGCGCUUUACAUGGGCUCCAAGCCCCAAAUCGCUGAGUGCGACGAGGCCGCUGUCCAAAAGCUGAGGUAUGUUCCUCCCACCUGGGCAUAUGAAUGUGACGAGGACUUGGUGCAUUACUUCUAUGACCACAUAGGGAAAGAGGAUGAGAACCUGGGCAGCGUGAAGGAGUGCGUCACCAGCAUCGAUGUUUCCUCUUGUUCGGAGGAUCCCACCGGAGGGGCGAGCUGUCUGACGGACGGCGACACUGAAACCUACUGGGAAAGCGAUGGCAUGCAGGGACAACACUGGAUUCGGCUGCACAUGAAGAGAGGCACUGUGGUCAAUAAGUUGAUAUUGACCGUGGACUCUACGGAUGAUAACUACAUGCCCAAGAGAGUCACCGUGUACGGAGGAGAGGGAGACAACCUGAAGAAGCUGAGUGACGUCACCUUAGACGACAACCUGAUUGGAGAAGUAUGUGUCCUGGAGGACAUGACGUCCCACCUGCCCAUGAUUGAGGUCCGGAUUGAGGAAUGUAGAGAUGAGGGAAUCGAUGUCCGGAUCCGAGGAUUAAAGAUCAAGUUAUCGUGUGAAAGAGACCUGGGUCUAAACGCUGAUGUUUUCCAGUCCUCUAACUUGGUGCGUUACCCCCGUCUGCAGGGCAACACGCCCGAAGUCCUGUACCGCAGAGCACUGGUCAUACAGAGGUUCAUUUGUCUCCUGGACACUGUGCUCCAACACUUGGUACCAGCCUGGGACUACAGUCUGGGUACCUUCAACCACAUCAAAAGCAUAAAGCAGUUCCUGCUGCUGUCCAAACGCCGCUCGGCACUCAUCACGCAGUGCCUGAAGGACUCCGAGACCAGUAAGCCAAACUUCAUGCCCCGGCUGUACAUCAACAGACGCCUCGCCAUGGAACACAGAGACAACCCCUCUCUGGACAGCAGCUGCAAGAACACCGUUUUCAAUCAGGUGUAUGAAGGCCUCAAGCCAUCCGACAAAUUUGAGAAGACUUUGGAUUAUAGAUGGCCUGCGCGCUAUGAUCAGUGGUGGGAAUGUAAGUUCAUUGCAGAGGGAAUCAUUGACCAGGGAGGAGGAUUUCGGGACAGCCUGGCUGACAUGUCUGAGGAGCUGUGCCCAAGCUCAGCAGAGUGUCCCAUGCCUCUGCCAUUCUUCAGCCGUACGUCCAACCAGGGCUCCUUGGAGGCCAGAGAUUACUACGUGCCCAACCCGUCCUGUAAAGAGUUCCACAAGUAUGAGUGGAUCGGUCAGCUCAUGGGCGCCGCACUCCGAGGGAAAGACUUUUUGGUGCUGGCUCUGCCCGGGCUGGUGUGGAAGCAGCUGACUGGGGAGGCCGUUAGCUGGAAUAAAGAUUUCCCAGCUGUAGAUUCGGUUCUGGUGAACCUGCUGGAGGCCAUGGAGAACUUGGACCAGGAGACGUUUGAGUUCAGGUUCGGUGAGGAGCUGGUGUACACUACCCUGCUGAGCGACGGCCAGAUGGUGGAGCUCAUCCCCGGUGGAAGUAAUGUGGCCGUUCGCUAUGAGGACCGCAGCGAGUUCAUCCGCCUGGUGCAGAAGGCUCGGCUAGAGGAGAGCAAGCAGCAGAUUGCGGCCAUGCAGGCAGGGCUGCUGAAGGUGGUUCCUCAGGCGGUGCUUGACCUGCUCACCUGGCAGGAAGUAGAAAAGAAAGUGUGUGGAGACCCUGAGAUCACUGUUGAAGCCCUGAAACGACUCACACGAUAUGAGGAUCGUGAACAAAGUGACGUCCGAGUGCAAUACUUAUGGGAAGCACUGACAAGCUUCACUAAUGAGGAUCGAAGCAGGUUUCUGCGGUUCGUAACCGGUCGAAGUCGUCUUCCUGCACCUAUCUACGUCUUUCCAGACAAACAAGGGUCCGAAACCACCGAUGCACUUCCACGGUCGUCCACAUGUUCCAGCACUCUUUAUUUACCCAACUAUCCAAGUGCUAAAGUUUGUGAGGAGAAGCUACGCUACGCUGCUUACAAUUGUGUGGCCAUCGACACUGACAUGAGCCCCUGGGAGGAGUGAUCUGUCGUGCUUCAAUGAGCCAACACCACCACUGUGUGAAAUCAUGGCAUGUGUUUCACCAUAUCUACACAACAGUCAAUUAAUCCAUGCUGUAUAUGAUAAAUAAUUGGAAAUAUUACAAUUACUUUUGUUUUUUUUGUGGGGGGAUUUUAUUGUUCUGAAUGAAACUGAAAAUGAAGGGAUGUGUUUUAAUUUGUUUUAGAAUUUGUGGAAGGUUUUGAUGUCAAUGGGACAUUAAAAUGUAGUGGUUUGACUUUUCUUCAUAAGUAAUGUUGUACAAAUAAAACUAAAAACAGCAUCCAUCCACUCA